Messenger RNA from Oryza brachyantha (malo sina), 1508 nucleotides. RefSeq lists its product as uncharacterized. NCBI's taxonomy places the organism in Eukaryota, Viridiplantae, Streptophyta, Magnoliopsida, Poales, Poaceae. The annotation marks the transcript as partial. The transcript has 2 exons. The record is from RefSeq and is a predicted model, not a curated record.
AAAUGGAGUAGCUUUACUUUGGCAGCAGUUUCAUUGUCCGGCGAGAAAGGGGAGCCGCCGGAGGAGGAGAAGAUGCCCACGGUGUGGGCGGCGCUCAAGAAGUCACUCAACUGCAAGUCGGGGGAUUCUUGCGGUGUGAUCGAGCGGGAGGAGUCUCAGGGCGUCGUGACAGGCGGGAAGAAGGCGGCGGCGGCGCCGCCGGCGCCGGCGCUGCGCAGGUCGGGGUGCUCGCGGUCCAUCGCCAACCUGAGGGACGUGAUCCACAGCCAGUACGGUGGCAGCCGGAGGCAGGAGGUUGCCGCCGCCGCCGCCGUCGCCGGUGGUGGAGGGGAGUGCGGUAGCCCGAGGUCGAUAGGGAGCAGUGACGUGCUGAACCCGGUGACCCACGACGUGCUGCUCGCCGCAGGGCCGGAUGCCAAGUGCGAGCUCCGGAUCAGCACCCCCGGCCGCGGCGCGUGGGGCGGCGGGGUGCCGUUCCCGCACAGCCCGCUCCUGCUGCGGUGCAGCACCACCCCUGUCUCGACGAGGAAGUCCCCGUCUGCCAUGUCGCCGCUCCGCUCCGGCACCGUCGCCGAUGACGACGACGGGGCCGAGGCGCCGUCGCCCGCUCCCGCCAGGGCCUCCUGCGAAGUCGGCGUCCGGUGCCACCGCUGCGGCGACCGCUUCGCCAACCACGACUCCCUGGAGUCGCAUCACCUCUCCAGACACGCCGUGACCGAGCUGGUGGAAGGCGACUCGUCGAGGAAGGUGGUGGAGAUCAUCUGCAAGGCCGGGUGGCCGAAGUCGGAGAACGCACUGGGCCGCGUCGAGCGGGUGCUCAAGGUGCACAACGCGGAGAGAUCGGUGGCGCGGUUCGAGGAGUUCAGGGAGACGGUGAAGGGCCGGGCAGCGAGGCUGCCCAAGAAGCACCCGCGCUGCCUCGCCGACGGCAACGAGCUGCUCCGGUUCCACGCCACGACGCUCUCCUGCUCCCUCGGCGCCGGCGACUCCUCCAGCAUCUGCACGUCGGGGAGCUGCAGCGUGUGCCGCAUCAUCCGCCACGGCUUCUCGGCGACGAGGGAGGUCAGGGACGGCGUCGGCGUGUUCACCACGUCCACGAGCAAGCGCGCGCUGGAGUGCAUCCAAGAAACCGGCGCCGGCGCCGGAGACGAGGCCGAGGCGGCGAACGCGGGCGUGAGGAAGGCGCUGCUGGUGUGCAGGGUGGUCGCCGGGAGGAUCCACCGGCCACUGGAGAACCUCCAGGACGUGGCCGCGCAGCCGGGCUUCGACUCCGUCGCCGGCAAGGUGGGCGCCUACGCCAGCAUCGAGGAGCUGUACCUGCUCAACCCGAGAGCUCUUCUCCCCUGCUUCGUCGUGAUCUGUAAAUCUUGAUGAUCUGCGACGUGUUUAAGAAUCAAGAAUCAUACUUUGUUUGCAUAAGAUUCGGCUUAGUUCUCGGGAAUCAUUUGUUUUGAGUGAUGAUCUGAUGAUUAUUCUGAUCCAGGUGUUGUUCUGUUCUGUAACUUUUG